GCUGGAGAGAGACUCUUCAGAGGAGUACGCUGGGCGGGCUGCACAUCAUCAAGUCACACGCUGUAUCACUUCGUUUCCCGUUCAUCUGUAUAUUUUCUCCGGUUCAUAAUCGUGUAUAAUCAUAUAUCUAUUCGGAUAUAGAUUGUUGUUGGAGAAACCAAACGUUUACAGAUGCGAUUUCGUUUAGGCUACUGUAAAUAAGAACUUUGUAUUUUUUUUUUUAAGAAUUCAAGGUCUGGUGAACACACUCACCUACACUCACAGACACCUGUAAUCGAGCAAAGAGCCUCGACGUCCCCACCAUGACCUAGCCACCACAAACCACCACUCUCCUUCCUCAAAUGAGCAACGAACGCCCCACGCCACUCCACGUCGCCCGCUGAACCGUUUCCCUGAUCCGGACCGCCCCUGCUGGACCACCAUGGGGGAGAGGCGAGGGCACUCCUUCCACGUGAAGUGCCACAUACAGAAGGACUACGGCAGCCGUCUGUCUCGCUCCCUGAAGGCCCGCUGGCCCAACGGCUACGCCAACACCAGCCUCGGCGCCAACCAAGGCUUGGACGAAGAGGUCGAGCGAGCAGAGUCCAGCGCGACAACCACCUCUGGAGUCACAGCUGCUGCCACGCCUUCUACGACCACACCCUCUUUCUCCCUCACCCCGGCCAGGGCGUCUUCAGGGGCCGGCGCUGAAACGAGCCGCUACGCUCCAGUUUCCCUGGAAAUGGACCCCUGCGAGGUGAAUAAUGGAUCAGGCGUCCCGAGCCACCCGCCGCCGUACACAAAGGAUCCGGCGCUGCAGAUCACGCCGGGACGCCCCUCCGUCUCGGGGCCGCCACCACUGCCCCGGUCCAGCUGGAUGCACCACCACCACCACCACCACAAGAGCUUCCAGAGUCCGUAUGCCAAGACCAGCAUGCAGGGCGACGUCUACAACUUCCUGGAGAGACCCGCCGGGUUGAAGUGCUUCCUCUACCACUUCCUAGUGUUUGUCAUGGUGCUGGUGUGUCUGGUCUUCAGCGUGCUGUCCACCAUUGAGCAGUAUGCAGAGUUCGCCACCGGGACGCUCUUUUGGAUGGAGAUCGUGCUGGUGCUGUUCUUCGGCACGGAGUACGUGGUGCGCCUGUGGUCGGCCGGCUGCCGCAGCAAAUACGUGGGCCUGAAGGGAAGGCUUCGCUUCGUCAGGAAGCCCAUAUCCAUCAUAGAUCUGAUAGUGGUCAUGGCCUCGGUCAUUGUGCUCAGUGUCGGCUCUAAUGGACAAGUAUUUGCCACAUCCGCCAUCAGGGGGAUCCGCUUCCUCCAAAUCCUGCGCAUGCUGCAUGUGGAUCGCCAGGGAGGAACGUGGAGGCUUCUGGGAUCUGUAGUCUUCAUGCACAGACAGGAGCUGAUCACCACUCUGUACAUCGGCUUCCUGGGGCUGAUCUUCUCCUCCUACUUCGUGUACCUUGCCGAGAAGGACGCGGUGGACGAGGACGGCAAGACGGGCUUCGCCAGUUACGCCGACGCCUUGUGGUGGGGCGUGGUGACUGUCACCACCAUCGGUUACGGCGACAAGAUACCGCAGACGUGGGUUGGCAAAGCCAUCGCCUCCUGCUUCAGUGUGUUCGCCAUCUCCUUCUUCGCACUGCCUGCUGGCAUCCUGGGCUCGGGGUUCGCUCUCAAGGUGCAGCAGAAGCAGAGACAGAAGCACUUCAACAGGCAGAUCCCUGCGGCCGCCUCCCUCAUACAGACCCUGUGGAGGUGCUAUGCAGCCGAGAAGACAGACUUCUGCCCGGCCACGUGGAAGAUGUACGUCCUCAGCAAGGAGUCCACCCCCCCUGUCCACGCUGACAGCGCCAGCCCCAACGUCAUUAGGCUCAACUUAUCUAGACGAGGCACCAGGAAGAGGCUGAAGCUGGCCAGGGGCCUGAGCACCAGGGGCCCGUCGACGGAGAGGGGCGUGGCCAUCCCCCAGAUCACCUACGACCACAUCCAGGAGACGGAGGACAAGAAGGACAUGUCCUUCUUCCUGGAGGAGUCGGCGGGGACUGUGGAAGGACCCCCUGAUCCCCCCUGGCCCCCCUUCACCCUGAGCUGCCCUGCCACUCCAGUGAAGAAGAGGGCGGAGCGUCCGUCCCUCGGAGACCUCCGGGCCAACAGCAUCACUGAGGAGCUGGACUUUGUGGGCGAAGACCCCCCGCGGCAGGGCCUGAGCGACAUCUGCCACCUGUUGACCAGCCCCCUUGCGGCCCCCGCCGAGGAACCCUUCUCCACAUGGCACUUGAACUCCACAAGGUUGUCCCAUGCCCAGAGGUCGGCGGUGAAAGUGCUGCGCAGAAUGCAGUACUUCGUGGCGCGGAGGAAAUUUCAGCAAGCCCGGAAGCCCUAUGACGUCCGGGACGUGAUAGAGCAGUACUCCGUGGGCCACCUGAACAUGAUGGUGCGCAUCAAAGAACUACAAAGGAGGCUGGACGGAACGCUGGGGAAGCCAGGAAUGUUUCUGCCAGGAAAGGGCGAGGAUAAGGAAUACCCCACCAUUGGAGCAAGGCUGAUCAGAUUAGAAGAUAAGGUACGUGGUUGCAUUUUUUGCUCACUAUUUGUGUGUGUGCAUGUGUGUGCGUGUGUGUGUGUGUGUGUGUGUGUGUGUGUGUGUGUGUGUGUGUGUGUGUGUGUGUGUGUGUGUGUGUGUGUGUGUGUGUGUGUGUGUGUGUGUGUGUGUGUGUGAGAGUGAGUGUUGGUUCUGUGUUUGUGCUUGUGUACGUGUGUUUUUCAGUGGGUGUGUCUUUCUAUGACUUAGAGAGAUUGAAUCACGCGAUACACCAUUUCUGAGUAGAUUAGUCCUCGCUUUGUUAGAUUGUGUUUAUUCCGAGACAUUUUGUUUUUCGCAUUUCUGAGUAGAUUAGUUCUCGCUUUGUUAGAUUGUGUGGGUUGGUGUGUGAGCUGCGCGCCGGACUCCUGUGUUAUCAGUUGCGUGAGUGCAUGUGUGAUGAAAUCUUUUCGAUCAGGGCCAUGUUAUGGCUUGGUUAAGACCAUCUGUUUCAAUGUGAAACACAACCCCCUCUCCCCCCCUCUCUCUCCCAAUCUCCCUCUCUCUC
Molecule: messenger RNA, 3071 nt
Organism: Gadus morhua (Atlantic cod)
Lineage: Eukaryota; Metazoa; Chordata; Actinopteri; Gadiformes; Gadidae
Gene: kcnq1.2
Product: potassium voltage-gated channel, KQT-like subfamily, member 1.2
Exons: 18
Coding region: 422-2701 (759 amino acids)
Biological process (GO): potassium ion transmembrane transport
Cellular component (GO): membrane; voltage-gated potassium channel complex
Molecular function (GO): voltage-gated potassium channel activity
Source: RefSeq, a predicted model, not a curated record